AUUCGAUGGAGAAUUUAAGUCGAUUAAUAAUUAUUUUAUCGACGAAAGGACGAAAGGACGAAAGUCGAACUGGAGCGUAAAGACGGACGAAAUGAAAAACCAAUUCAGACCGUAAAGGGGACGAAUUACGGCUAAGCAUUAUGCUCGGUCACUGCCUGGAACCAAACUCGGAAUCUUGCGGUUAGUAGCCCGCGCUCUUAACCACUACGCCAUAUGCCCAGGUUCGAAAUUUCCCAAGACACUUGUUGAAGACUGGAGAGUAUAUCAGCCGAAACUUGUGUUAAUAUCAAACAAGAUGAGGACGAAUAUCCGUCAAAUAUAAAUAAAGAAAACAAAUAUGAUAUUCGAGCUGUCAGUACAAAAGGUGAGACGGGAAAAUAAAUUACCCCAGAAAUAUUAAGGUGCACAAAAGUAUUCAGAACAUCGUAAUUGUUCAAAGUUACUUGAAUAUCAAAAUGAAAAUUUAGAAACAAGCAAUCGAUUCCUCACAACGCCCCACGUGAAAUGAGUAAUUUUACGUUAUUAUAACAAUUCAGAUGGAAAAACAUUCAACGUUUAUUUAUAAGUAUUCUAACUUUAUAACCUUGAUUAAUACCUAGAAAGUAUAGACAAACGUUGGUUUCGCAGUUAUUUACAAUUGAAUUUCCGCUGUCGAAUUACCUACUCGAAGUACGAGUGUUGCUACCGACUGAGCUUUCUAGAGACUGGUAUUUGGUUAACUUCUUUUUCGGGAAUAAAAUUAUGCUACCCAUAAAGAAAUAUUCAUAUAUGCUACAAUCCUCGAUGUAGUAUCUUGCCUGAAUAAAUAAUGUCUCGUAUCAACAGUCACAAGACAAAAAUGGAAUACAAUAUAACGGAAAAGAACUGCAUUACACAACAUGGAGAGGGUACACGCUGAAAGUAACAACCAUAGAAUUGUUUCCCAAGAUAUUGAAUAACAUCAUCUUUUUCAUAAGGCACAAGGCCCGAAAUUUUGGGGUAGAGGGCCUGCCGAUUAGAUCGACCUCAUUACGCAACUGGUACUUAAUUUAUCGACUCGGAAACAGAUGAAAGGGAAAGUUGAACUUGGCAGAAUUUGAACUCAGUUCACAAGGACUGACGAAAUACCGCAUCACAAAAUCUUCUAAUAAUUCCUGCUCAUAUUGUCCUGAAUAUUACCGUAGCUUCAAUUUCGUCCGUGUUCGAUUCCAGACAGUGGAAUCGUAAAAUACCUUAGGAAUUAGAACCCAUGUUCGAAAUUUUCCCCAAGACACCUGAUGAAGACUAGAAGAACUAAAUCCCUGUGAAUGAUCCUACUCUGGAUACCUGAAAUCCUGGAAUUGCACCAAGUUGAACAAUUAAUUGAAUAUUAUUCAUGAAAUCCUCAUAUAUUACUCGCUGACGUAUUACAGUUACCUUUUAUCAUUCUUUUUUCUGCAUUCUCUGGCGUAUUUUCCAAGAAUCCAUACGUAUCUUUGCUUUUUCAAAUUGAUUUCCUUUGUAAGUCAGCAUAUGAUUUAUUCACAAGAGUGUCUCACGUUCACAGAAUAAACGAUUCGGAAAUACUUAUAUUUUAGAACCUUUAACGUUAUUACAAGAACGUGGAAGUUAUAUUAUUUAAAAGUUUUUCACAUAUAUUUCAUAACCUCGAAAACAAUAUUUUAUGCGCAAAGACUACUGUAAAUACAUGGUAAAUUUAGCCGUUGAUUCACUCUAAACUCAUUAUCAAGUUCAUAUUACUCGGUGUACUGAAAAUCCUUUAGUUCACCUUAAAUGAAAUACGAUGAAAGGUAUUUUCGUUUAUACCAAGAAAGAAAUACUCUUUACCACCAUUCAUAACUUUACAUAUCCCGACAUUUAACUAAUUGCAAAAUAAGUCAGAUAUCAAUAUGUUACUAUGGAAUAGAAUAUAUACACUCUUCAAUAUAAGAUAACAAGAAAAUCAUCUUUCUCUUCAACAUCUGAUGUUAAUUUUAAAAUAUGUCACAGCACAAAUUGCUCGAAAUUGUGUCGAUUAUAAAUAGCUAAGUGCAAAUCACUAUAAGGUUGAUCUAGUCGAUAUAUAAAUAUAUAUAUAUGCCACUUAUGAAAUCAUCUGGGCAGGUUAAUCCAAUCAAGAUUUGAUAACAUCCCUGCUAUUUUGGUUUCAGUUUUUAUCGACAAAUGCAAAUGUUAAAUAACAAUAUUAUAUAUCGUACAGGCAAGUAUGUAUAUAAUGCGCCGUUUGGACAACCGACACGUAUAGAAAUGUAAAGGUAACCUCUUAUAAUUCCUUAUUGUGACAUCUGUUUUGAAUAAAUCUUACCGCAACAAUAUUUAUGUAAUUAUCUUCCUGAUACCGAUGGUAUCCUUAUUAUAUUGAUCAAAUUAAAGUUCCGGAGAGCACGCUAAUUGACUGUAUUCCAGCAUUUAGAUAUAUAUGCAUACAUAAAUUUCAGAAAGAUCGACAAAUGCGUCACUGACAGACAUUGUUUGAUUGAUUGUUUGGGUCUUUGCUUAUCGUAACUAUAAACAUGGAUAACAUGCUGAAAUAUAAUGAAUUUUUACAAAAGUUUAAUUUAUCCGAAGAUUAUUUUGAAGAUAAUAAUUUUACUAUCAAGAUGGAAUAUGACUAUACACAAAAAUUACAAUGGAAAAUUGUGAUAAUAUUUGUCUACGUACUAAUCAUGUUAAUUGGAAUUUUUGGUAACAUAACUAUAGCUUUAAUAAUAAUGACUAACAAACAAUUCCAUUCAGUCACAAACAUUUUCAUUGCCAACCUAGCUAUCUCGGAUAUUGGCAUGUGUAUUUUUAAUUUACCCUUUCAACUUCAUUAUCAACUCAGCGACAACUGGGUAUUUGGAAAUAUUAUGUGUACUGUAUUUAAUUCAUCUUUUGCUAUACCUAUAUACGACUCAACUAUGUGUAUUUUAAUGAUUGCAAUUGAUCGCUAUAUUCUAAUUGUUUAUCCUUUUAGAAAGCGGAUGAGUAACAAAAUGGCGCUUCGUUUAACACUACUAAUAGCCCUUCUGGCAAUUGGCCCUGCUAUUCCUAUGGUGAUAUACAGUAAGCUUGUUGUAUUGAAUAUACCAGCAAUACAACUUGAUAAAACACUCUGCGGCGAAGAGUGGCCUUCAGAAGUAAUCAGGAGAGUUUAUACAGUAUCUGUAUUUCUGCUGCAAUUCUGCAUUCCCAUUAUUGCUACUUCAAUUCUUUACAGUCGUAUCUAUACUGUCUUGAAAAACAGGCCAGUGAAAAAAACUGAGCAUAGACGAAGUCAGAGGACCAAUCGGAUUCUUGUAUCUAUAGUUACACUCUUUACAAUAUGCUGGCUUCCAUGGAAUAUUUUCAGUCUUUUUGUUGAAUUUGACCCCGAUCUUGUGAAAGGGAAGUUUUUCAAAGUAACAGACUUGUUUCUUAAAAGUUUUGCCAUGAGUUCUUCAUGCAUCAAUCCUUUUCUCUAUGGAUGGCUAAAUGAUAACUUCAAAAAAGAAAUAUGCUUAUUAUUUGAUAACUCGAAAAAGAAAUGGAAUCGUCGAACUGGACACGCCCUCCUAGAAACAAAGCGAAAUAAUACAGACACUCAACAAAAUACUAUUGUCAUGAAUACCAUGUCACAUGGAAUCAAUGUAUGACAUUCUAGAAAUAUUUCUCUCCUCCUCAGAUUUUCAAUGUUUACAUUGCUUUAUGUAUUUCGAUGUAAAAUUCUUUUUCUGAAAUUUUAACAAACAAUUUGAAUGUUGUUAUUGCUGUUUAUUAACGUGUACAAGCAAAAAUAUUUAUGUAUAAUCUAAUUUUUAACAUUGAUAUAUCGCAUUUGACAAUGUUGUUUCAUAAUAUGAUCCCCUAAUUAAGAAUAAUAUCAGAUUGUAUACACAUUAUUAUGUGAUAUAUUUGUGUGUGUGUAUGUGUGUGUGUGUAUGUGUGUGUUUGUUUAUGUGUGUGUGUGUGUGUGUGUGUGUGUGUGUGUGUGCGCGUGUGCGUGUGCGUGUGUAAAAGUCGUAUUAGAUUGUUACUUGUAACGGCAAACUACAUUUUCAAAAGCAUUUACACACAGAAAACUUUCCCAGUCUCUCACUUCGCUUGUAGUAUAUAUGUGUGUGUGUGAAUGUGUUAGGGAGAGAGAAUAUAACCAUAUAUUGCUUCAUUGUUAAAUCCCAGUACACACGAACUUCAUUAUUCUAUAGGAACUUCUGAAAUGAGUAGCGAGCAAACACAAGUUCCUAGAUGUCUCCUUGUUUUGAUCCACCUAAGUAUUGCAUAUGUGAAGGUUGGAGUGCUCAGCACAAGGUGUUCAGUGUAAAUGAUAUACUUCCGAAAAUAUAAUUUGUUUUAUAAUACAACGCAUUGCUCACUCGUUUCAGUUUGCGUAUGAGAACACAGACCAAAUGAAUACGACUUCGUAUAGAUCUCAGAUCCAGAUUUUUUGUAUAAUAGGUGUUGUACUUUUACGAGAAAAGGACUGCCAUAUGAAAUCAUGCAUUAUGUUUCUUGUUUCGUCUGUACGGUCUCAUAUGAAGUUGUGUUGUGGUUAAUGCUGCCUAUCAUACAUUCGGAUUUACCGAAAUUAAACCACCAGUCAUGAAGGGAAAUCGAUUUAUUCAACUGUUCCGACCGACCUAAAUAAUUCUUGUUUUUGUGCUCUUCUUCUUCUUCUUCUUCUUCUUCUUCUUCUUCUUCUUCUUCUUAUUAUUAUUAUUAUUAUUAUUAUUAUUAUUAUUAUUAUUAUUAUUACUAUUAUUAUUAUUAUUAUUAUUAUUAUUAUUAUUAUUAUUAUUAUUAUUAUUAUUAUCAUAUUUGGCAGCAUCGUUACCGAGUCUGGAAUAAUGUUUAGAUGUAUUUUUCUCGACUUUAUAUUCCGAGUUCAAAUGCCGCCGGGGUUUACGUUGCCUUUCAGCAUUUUGGGGUCGAUUAAAUGUGUACCAGUUGAAUAUUGGGGUCGAUGCAAUCGACAUGACACCAUACCAAAAUUUCAGACCUAAUAGAAGGGGUUACGUUAGCGCGAUCGUUAGCGAGUCGAAGAAGAUACUUGGCUACAUUUCUUUCUUCCUCAUGUUUACGUUCUGUGUUCAGCUUCCGUCAAGAUCGACUUCGCAUCUCAUUCUUUCAAGAUCUAUGAAUGUAAUACUUCUACGACUGAAGGAAACGACUAAAUGGCUCCCCUUAAAUAUGCUGGCCUUGUACCAAAAUUUGAAAUUACAAUUAUUAUUGCUGUUGUUAUUGUGUCUUGUUUAAGCCGGUGAGCCAACCAAAUACUUAAACAGUCAAAUAUAUAUAUUACUUGCCACCUUUGUUCCUGCUUCUUUGUUGUACACAUUCCACCGAUGUCAACUUAUACAUUCAUCUAUUCACAAUCAAUACGAUAAAAUGACAGUCAAAUAUUUUGUUCAAUGGUGUGAACUAAAUCUCUCCCAAACAAACUUUGAGGACUAGUGUCUACAUUAGAAACGAUAAUAAUAUUAUCAUUAUUGUUGUUGUUGUUGUUGUUGUUGUUGUUGUUGUUGUUGUGAUGGUGGUGGUGGUGGUGGUUAUGGUUCUUAUUCUUGCCUUUGCGACUGAUAUUGUUAUUGUUGGUUUUCGUUGAUGCAGAUAAUGUUACUGUUAUUAUCGUUAACGUUAAUACUGUUAAUUAUUAAUAUUUCUUUCAUUAUUAUCAUUAUUAUUAUCGUUCUUCUAAUCAUUAUUCUUAUUCUUAUUAUUGCUGUUGUUAUUCGUGUUGUGAAGGCGGUGGGCCAUACAACAUUGAUACCAGCAUUUCGUCCGAAUUUACGUCCUGAGUUCAAAUUCCGCCGUGGUGUGCAUUGCCUUUCAUCUUUCGAGGUCUAUAAAAUACUAUCGGGUGAGCACUUUGGUCGAUGGAGUCAACUUACUCCUUCCCCGAUAUUGCUGGCCUUGUGCAAAAAAUUGGAAUCAUUAUUAUUAUUAUUAUAAUUAUUAUUGUUGUUGUUGUUGUUGUUGUUGAUGAUGAUGGUGUUGUUAUCGGCAUUCAUAUUUUUGAAAUGAUCGUUGAUCUUUAUGUCUCUGCCGAGUGUUGUAACACCAAACGUCAUUGCACUGGUUCAUUAGCAUCAGAGUUUAUUUUUCCAUGAGGUGUGUUCAUCAGACAGUCGUCAGAGCUAAGUAAUUUCUGGGAAAAUAAGCUGUACUAGACGUCUAAUUGUAAAGAAGGAGAACGAGAGAGGGCGGCGAAAAAGGUACAGAAGAUAAAGAAACGGCGUGUAUCGAUCGUAAGACUUCAUUUGUAUAUAAUAUGUCGACAUGAAAUCAGUAAAGAUACAGUUGAAAUUUUGGAGAUCUCAGAAAAACAGAAUUCAGUAAGACACACACACUCAUCAUUAUAAACGUAGAGACAUACAUAAACAAAUAUACAUAUAUAUGCAUAUAUAGAAUUACAUACAUUCACACAAACACAAACACUCAGACAUACAUACAUACAUACAUAGAUUUGUAUGUAUGUAUGUAUGUAUGUAUAGAUAGAUAGAUAGAUAGAUAGAUAGAUAGAUAGGCAGACAGACAGGCAGACAGACACACAGACAGACAGACAGAUAGAUAGAUAGAUAGAUAGAUAGAUAGAUAGAUAGAUAGAUAGAUGGAUGUAUAUAUAUAUAAAUUAAAUAUGAAUGAAUAGUGAUAUUUGUUGGAAUCUGCAAAUGACAUAAAUAUAUUUAGAAUUAUUUAGCACUGUAUGAUUAAGUAGGUUAAUUUAAGGAGAUGCCGAUAUACGAACCCAAAUACGAGAUGUUGUAUUACUAGUGUUUCUAUUUUAUUUUGGGAAACAUUUCUCUUAUUAAACAGAACAUAAUCCAAGAGUUUGGAGUGAAGCUGUUAUUAUACAGACCGUUCAGUUAUGUAAGAGCUUAAGAUUUCGCUCCCUGUCUUAUAUUAUGUCAUUCUUGCCAUCGUUAAUUCAAAGAUAAAAGAAUCGUUCAUGUGAUUGGAUAAUGGGGAAAUAAAAUUUGGAUCGGAGACCUAGCAAGAUCUCUAGUGAAACAAUGGUUUCUGCAAAAAAGCAAAGAAGACUGAAACACUGGAAAGAUAGGAGAUUAUGUUCAUUCGGGUGACUGUUGACUCGAGAAAAUAAGGUCCACUUCACUGUCUUCAAAAACAACAUUAAGCUGUUAAAUUUUACUCGCCAGCGAUUCAUCGAUAAGAUACGAAGGAAAAUAUUUCUUCGAGUAUAAGUAGAAUGGUGGGGAAUAUUAAACUACUAACACAGAACUAUUUCGCCAUCCGUACUCGCAUUCAUAGAAAACAAUUUUAAUGGCUGAGAGCAGAGAAACAAACUCUAAAAAAGAAUUAAAGAAAAUGCAAAAUCGUUUGACUUUAAUAAUCUUCAUAUAAUCUUAGAAACUAUUGAUUAAUUGGUUUCGAUUAUACUUGUAAAGAAAUAGCCUAAUAAAUUUACCAAAAAAAAAAUUUUGAACACAUUUUCGUACUCGCUUAUAUAAAAAAACUUUAUAAGGAAUCUCUUAAAAAAUUUAAAUCACAACAAUUGGCUAGUAAUAUCCAAGAAUAUUUCUUAUUUACGUGAUUAUUUUGAUGUGUGUGCGUGUGUGUUUGUGUUUGUGUGUGUGUGUGUGUGUGUGUGUGUGUAUUUGCGCGUGCGUGUAAGUUUGUGUAUAUAAUAUGUGUGUCAACCUCCAUAAAGUUCGUUUGAAUUCAUAUUUUUCUAAAAUUUUCCUCGUUGUUUUCUUCUCUGUUCCACGCUACACGCUAUACUACAGAUACAUGGACAGCGUCCACGGCACUCGUACUGCCAUGUGGUGCGUCUUUAUUUUACAGUGCUUCUCCCCUGCUCGUCGAUUUUCGCGAAGGCUCAAACGAAGGAACAAAGCGCUUCCGUGAAAUUCCAUUUUUCGCUGGGCUACCGGCGGCCGAAACAAUUGAAUUGUCAUGCUUCAAAUAGCUUACAAGGACGAUGCCAUGAACCAAACACAGGCCUACAAAUGGUUUCCACAUUUUAGGAUUGGUCACUUGUCGCAUGAAGACCAAUCUCAUUCAGGACGACCGUCAACCUCCCGAGCGAAUGAAAACAUCGUGGAAAGCGUCGUCAUCAAACAAUUGACGAAUUUGCUGAUAUGACUGGCGUGCCCUGGAAUUCCUACCAACGAAUGUUAUGCGAGGAAUAGCGAAUGAAAGAGUUACUCAAAAUGUGCACCUCGCUUGUUCACGGAAGAUAAAAAUUAGUCAUGACUGAAUGCGCGUCGUGUAUUGAAAGAACAGUUGGGACUUGUUCCCGACCUCUUUUGGAAGCUCAUCGCUAGUGACGAAAACUGGUACUGCGGAAUUUGCUGAUGUAGAAGAGGUGAAGAAGAAAAUGACGAAGGCGUUAAAAGGCAUUAUUUCACAAGAGUUCCAGCACUGUUUUCAAUAGUGUUAAACGCAACUGGACCAACGCAUUGCUUCAAAUGGAGAAUACUUUGACGGCAACAAAAUUGUAAACCUGUAAAACUAAAGGAAUAAAACAAAUAUUGCAAAAUUUCGCUUUCUUUAAAUGUCAUUCUAAGAUAGAUUACUAAUAGAAGUGAAAGUAUGAAAAAACGUAAUAAUUUUGGGGUUGGAAUAAAAUAUUGUGAGCAAAAUAUAUAUUAAAAAGAAGCCGUAAAAUUAAUAAUAUAAUGAAUCUAUGUGAUAUUUCUUUCUAUAUUCGAUUAAUUUAUCUGGUAUUAGUACAUAAUUCGAAACAUUCGUCGGUUACAAACACAUGUAGUGAGAAAUUCAAAUCUCAUACAUCAAUAAUUCAUAGUAUAAUUGAAUUUCUUUAAUGUGCAACCAUGUUCUCAGUUGCCCUUAUAUUAUAGUUUUGUCACGUUAAUAUACGGGGUGAAUUGAACUUUCAUACUUCUCUUCAUCUAAAUAUCUCUUUGUCAAUGUUAGUAUUUUCUAAAAAAUAUUUUACUUUUGAAGAUAUCUAAUAUCCACCGGUCCAAUGCAGAAUUUUAAAUCCCUGUUGGUGCUCCAUUUACAUUAAUUGAUUCCUGUUUCAUAUGUUAUCCAUUCCACUUUGUUUCAUAUAUUGUAUACGAAGUGCAACGAUAUUGCUGCAUGUGUAGUCAGCCACAGUUAAUAUUGUUAAGUUAGGUAUUAAGACAUUACCAUAGGUAUUAAGCUUCUUUAUAACUGUCUGUAAAGUUUAGAAACUUAUCGUUAAAUAAAUCCAAUUAGUGGUAACUAACGUCUAAAUUCUUACCGUAUUAAUGUUUGUUAAUAAAAUACAGGUAGUUAAAAUUCAUUUUUCGGUGGGCCUAUUCUUACUAUUAAAGCGCAGAGUGCUAGGGAUGUAUACUUUGUCUCAGUGUUACAGGUUGUCUCAGAUUGUCUAAAGGAUUAUAACGCAAUAUAAAUUCGCAUUGAAUAUACCUUUAAGGUAUGGUUGGAAUUCCAUACAGAUAAUGUUUCUCUAGGAUUACAAGUGAAUGGCAGAUUGUAAUAUAUAUGUCUAUUAAUUUUUCAAUUUGUCUAUAUGUUUGUACGUAUCUCUGAUAAAUACAAAAUAUAUAACCAAGAACGUUAAAUCCCUUAUAUUAUAAGUCACUCCCUUUGAGGCUGAUGUGUAUAGAUGUCCUACUUCCCACAAAUGUUUACGGUGUGACCCUGGCGUAUUUUGCGGUUAGGUGGACAACAUCACAACUCACCAACUUUUGGCUAAAAUUAUAUUAUCUAAUGUGUGCGUGCAUACACAUCGACGAAAUUGACACAUCUGUUCACUAUCGGAUGAAUGCGUCGGAUGUCAAGAUGUUAACCAUACAGUAAUUCCCUGAAAAGCGUACAUUUUGACACGUAUAUAUGAAAUCAUUAUCUUUUACCUUUACAACAUAAUGGGAUGUAACAAUCAUUAGAGAUUGCAACAUGAAAGGAUGAAACUGGAUUGGUGAAAUUAAACAAACAUUUAAGUAGUUGACAGCUGAGUAAAAUGACGCGUAUCAAAUGACUCCAAAGUUUUCAAAGCUUCCGCUCAUUGUCGAAAUACAGCAUAUAAUAUCGGCACAAUCUUAAGGGGUGUACGCAUUUGGAAAAUGUUCAUACCCUACAAAUUUGUCAUGAUAUCAUAGAAAUGAGAAAUGCUCAUUCAAUGUUUUAUGUAAUCUUUGUAAUCUUUUUUUGUUUCCAACUAAUCACAUAUAUGCUGAUGACCGUGAAAAUAAUUUGUUACUAACCCAUAAUUAUUAUUGCUUUAGAAAUGUUCAUUCUCCUCGUCAUUUGACUUCUGGUAAACAAUAAUGAGAAAAUUACUGUAUCGCUACAUUUCAUUUUAUACUAACGAUCACCACUCACGUUAAAUGUAUUUCAGCCGCACAUAAAAGCACUUGAAGCAAUGCGGAACAUUAGAGAGAAUCACUAUUGUCUUAGUUAGAUAAAUGUUAUAUAGUUUACGAAAUAGCAUAAUCAAUGAUAUUCAUGUAAAAUAUAUAUCUAUACGAAUCUACAACUUCUUAUACUUGCAAUUAUCACCCUAUCGAUGCAUGGCGUUAUUUAUAUCCAAUUACAAAUACUUAAGAUAUUACACAAAUAUGAAAGAAAAUUGUAAUCAUGCCACAAUCUAUGCUUCAAUAUAACGACAUGAAAACGGACAGCUGGCAGAAACGUUAGCACGCCGGGCGAAACGCUUAGAAGCAUUACGUCUGCCUUUAGGUUCUGAGUUGAAAUUCCGCCGAGAUUGACUUUGCCUUUCAUCUUUUCCGGGUCGAUAAAUUAAGUAACAGUUGCGUACUGGGAUCGAUUUAAUCGACUAGCCCCCUCCCGAACACUUUCGGGCCUUGUACCGAAAGUGGAAAAGAAUAUGUGUCUACAUAAACACAAACACAGACAAAUGAAAAUAGAUAUACUCAUAUGUGUGUGUGUGUUUGCGUGUGUGUGAGUGUGUGUGUGAGUGUGUGUGUAUGUGUGUGUGUGUCCGUGUGCGUAUCUGUAUAUUGAUGUGUACUUUAUGUGGUGAAGUGUAUAAAACAAUUUAACAUUAGCUUAAGAACUACUCACGGUAAUUGUAGAUUGUUUCAUUGGUAGAUGCAGAAAUGCAGUUACUCGUUAAUAU
Messenger RNA from Octopus bimaculoides (California two-spot octopus), 10990 nucleotides. RefSeq names its product prolactin-releasing peptide receptor-like. The record is from RefSeq and is a predicted model, not a curated record. Gene Ontology annotation, biological process: G protein-coupled receptor signaling pathway. Gene Ontology annotation, cellular component: membrane. Gene Ontology annotation, molecular function: neuropeptide Y receptor activity. NCBI's taxonomy places the organism in Eukaryota, Metazoa, Mollusca, Cephalopoda, Octopoda, Octopodidae.